AGGUCUCUUUCACGAGUUUGAGCUUCUGACGACGGCCAUUCCGCCGCCGUCAGCCACUGCUGUUCUCCAGGCUGGACAACAACAACAACAGGGUGACCACCACUUUUCCGUGGAAGAGUUCCUCACUGGUUAUCCAGUGUCCAGCAGCUCCUCGCCCACUGACUCUGAUGCGGAGCAGUGCAUCAGCGAUCUCGGAGACGACGACGACCAAGAAGUAGGUAACACUAGCGGCGAUGAAGACCGAUCUUCCUCGGACAGCGAAGCGACGGAGACUGCCUCGGAGAAUGAGGUCGACGAGGACGAUGACGAUGAGGCGUUGAACAGCUCUUCUUCCUCGCUCUCCACCUCAAUUGCCGCGGCCGUCGGCUCAGAGGAUGAUGAGGAGGAGGAAGAUGAAGUUGACGAUAAAGACGACGACGACGACGACGACGACGUGAGCAGUCGCAAGUCUCAUUCAGUGUCUGAUGAUGAGGACGCUGAAAAGGUGGAUGCUCAGGCAGAUGACCAGGAGGAGGUCGGCCACGACCUGGUCGACUACCAGGUGACCACCACAAAGCCCCAGCGACCCGGGAAAACUCGCAGCAUUAGCAGCUCAAAACAGGCUCGUUCUGAACAAGGAUCAAAGAAACACCGCCGGCCGCACACCGGCGGAACAGCGCGGUCGGCGGGCAGGAAGUCCUCCGCCAAGUACAGUCACGGCCGCAAACUGAGCGGCAGCUCCAACAGCUCCAAGCGGACGGCCAUCUCCGCCUCGGCGCCCACGGUCGCCUCCGUUGACCCGUCUGACCUGAGCGCCGAGCAGCAGCAGCAGCAGGUGAUGAUGUCGUCCAAGUCGUCAAAGCUGGAGUCGACCGCCAACCUCUCCGUCUCGUCCAGUCUUCUCGUGGAAACGAGUGGUGUUGAUAAGGGCUUCAGUGAUUCAACCAAAAGUGAGAAGAUCCACAGCUUCAGCAAGCUUUCCGAUGCGGAGGCGAAAUCUCUCGGUUUAAGCAGCGGAGGGGGCGUCGUCCUCCGCUCCGGCCGCCCGGCCUCCCUCUGCGACCCGCACAGCAGCUCCGAGCUGGAGGACUCCGGCGAGGAGAGCUCCAAGAAGCUGAACCGCCUCAACCUCUUCACCAACUUCUCCAACAACGUCAAGACGAAGUCGGCGACGAUGAUUCGCAAGCUGCAGCGACCUUUUGAUGGUGGCAGCAGCAAUCGCAGUUCCACGACGGAGCUGCCGCCCAGAGGCAGUGCUCCGCCGCCGCCACCGGAGAGCAAGAUGAAGACGGCGCUGAAGACGUUGCCGCUGGUCAAACAACUAAAACAUCAGCUGGACAAAUCGAAGACCAAGAAGAAGCUGGCCAAAAGUCGGCUGUCCGCCUCGGCGACGCCCAGUCUGAUGGGCGCAAAUGAGCUGAACGCGGCCAAUUUGGCCUCAACGGCCGGCGCUGCAUCAACCGCAUCAGCCAACGCAGCUUCCGCUUCCGCUUCCGCCUCUUCUGUGCCUCGCAUUACCAUCUUCGAGGAUGAGCACUGCUUUCAGCUGCCCCACCAGCACUACUACUGGAACCAGUACUACCAGCAGCUGGACAAGUUUCAGCGACGGGAACUGCUCAAAGAGCUCGACCGGGUGAUGCACCUGCUGAUCACGAACAUCGGCGUCGAGUUCAUCUGGAGCAAGUUGGCGCAGAUCUUCCAGGUGGCCACCGAGGAAGCGGUGUCGCUGAAGCGGCUGCUGCGCCUCAUCAUCAAGAACGUCCGCCAGGUGGACCUGACGACGACGAUGCUGUACGGCAGCUCGGAUGAGGAGGAGGACUCAGAGGAGGGAGGGUCGAGCUUCGAUGACGAUGACCACAAUUCUGAGGAAGAGGAUGAAGAUGAUGAUGAGUACAACCGUCGAGCUCGUCACUCGAGCGACUCCGACGACCCCGACUUUGAUCCCACAAACGAGGGCGGAGAAGGAGGAGGAGGAGACACUGAUGCGGACAGCGCCUCAAUCGACUCUUCGCUCUCCUGGGCCAAGUCCCUCACCUCCUCGCUGCUGGCGGAGUUCAUCACCGAAUGUCAGCAACAGCUGCGGGCGGAGCAGCACUACUCCGAGCGAAGCCUGGGG
This is a messenger RNA of Rhagoletis zephyria (snowberry fruit fly), 2095 nucleotides long. Lineage: Eukaryota; Metazoa; Arthropoda; Insecta; Diptera; Tephritidae. The record is from RefSeq and is a predicted model, not a curated record.